AUGCAUCGUACCGAAUUCCACGGCGGCCCUAAUCCAAAUGUUGCCGAAGAAUGGAUCAAAUCCCUCGAGGUCAUCUUCAAAUACAUGGUGAUGAACGACAGCGACCGAAUCCAUUGCGCACUAUUCUUGUUGAAGAAGGAAGCCCGAAAUUUGUGUGAAGGCGCAAAGAGUGGGAACGAUCUAGAAAAUACGACUUGGGAAGCUUUCAAAGUUCUUUUCUUCGAAAAGUACUUUUCCAAGAAUGUCCGAGCACAAAAUCUUAAAGAGUUUCUCGUACUCAAACAAGGAAACCUAACCGUUGUCGGAUUCACUCACCAUUUUGAGCAAGGAAGCCUCUACUCACCUUUCAUAUCCCAAGACGACACUGAGAAGAUGAAUCACUACCUAAGGGGCCUCAACCCGAUAAUCAAGCGUGACGUUCGACUAACCUCCGCUUCCACUUUCCGCGGAGUAGUGGAUAAAGCCUUGGAAGCCGAACAAGACGAGAUGGAAAUCCGACAAUGGAAACCUCCUCAUGAUGCCUCUUCUCGACCAUGGAAGAAACUGAACCUCAACAACGUCAAAGGGAAGCAACCGAUCAACCGAGCGACCGUGACCCCAAGCAACAAACCCUUUUGCCCUAAAUACAAUCAGGAACACUCAGGUGGAGCUUGUGGAUUUGCAAAUGAUGUGGCAAAUCCUCCAUACAAUGGUCUUAUUUCUGCUGGAAACCAAAAUAUAUUCAAACAUGGACAGGGUUGUGGGAAUUGUUAUCAGGUAAAGUGCAACGAAAAUCCAGCGUGCUCGGGUUUCCCGAUCGUUGUAACUGUCACAGACGAAUGUCCUGGUACAUGCAACAAUGAAGCAUUUCAUUUUGACUUGAGUGGAAAAGCUUUCGGAUAUUUGGCGAAGCUCGGCCAAGCCGAUAAAUUACGGAAUGCAGGAAGAAUUAAUAUCCAAUAUCAAAGAAUUAGGCGGAGUUUUAAUGUGUUCAAAUAUUGCAGGGUUCCAUGUAAAUACAACACGGGUAUAACAUUCAAGAUUGAUACGGGCUCCAACGCUAACUAUCUUGCGUUUUCGAUUGAGUUUGUGGGUGGAGAUGGUGAUAUUGGUUCUGUUGAACUAUUGCCUUCAAAGUCAAAAGGUCCGUUGUACAUGCAAAAAUCUUGGGGCUGCACGUGGAAAGUUGGAAUACCCUUUGGAACAAAGGGCCCUUAUUCUGUAAAGCUAACUACUAUUGAAUCGAGAAGUACAAUUAUCGCGACAAAUGCGAUUCUCGGGAAUUGGUCUCCCGGCAAAUACUAUCACUCGGCAGCUAAUUUCUCUUAAUCAUGCAUAUAUGAUUCGAUCAACCAUCGAUUGAUUGUUAAGAUAUAUGUA
This is a messenger RNA of Erythranthe guttata (spotted monkey flower), 1359 nucleotides long. Lineage: Eukaryota; Viridiplantae; Streptophyta; Magnoliopsida; Lamiales; Phrymaceae. The record is from RefSeq and is a predicted model, not a curated record.